Saccostrea echinata is the source of this 1999-nucleotide messenger RNA. Its product is annotated as solute carrier family 22 member 4-like. NCBI's taxonomy places the organism in Eukaryota, Metazoa, Mollusca, Bivalvia, Ostreida, Ostreidae. The record is from RefSeq and is a predicted model, not a curated record. Gene Ontology annotation, cellular component: membrane. The transcript is spliced from 8 exons. Gene Ontology annotation, biological process: transmembrane transport. Gene Ontology annotation, molecular function: transmembrane transporter activity. Bases 159 to 1745 code for a protein of 528 amino acids.
UGCCCUGUCAAAAUCAGAAAUUUGGUUAUUUAAAAAAGAAAAAUAAAAACCUAUUCUCCCAAAAGAGUAGAACCACAUCACAUCUCAUAAUUCGUAUUAGUUAUAGCGUAAAAUCUAUCACCUACACUAGAUAAUCCUGGAAUUAUAUUUGAUCCAAAAUGGAUGCCAUCAGCGAGCUACUCGAGGACAUCGUCAAGGAGUGCGGCGGAUUUGGAAAGUUUCAAUGGAUUUUGAUUCUCAUCCUGUUUGGGACGAAGAUCACGGUCACGUGGAGCAUGCUUAUGAUGACGUUUGGUGGUGCCACGCCAGAUUGGUGGUGCAAUAUUUCCAAGAUGACGUCAUCAUAUAAUGCAACAUCAGAGACGAACUCUUCAACUUCAGAGCUGUUCAAGAAAUGUGAACCCCCGGCUAAUAUGACAGGUUCAUGUGCAUCUAAAAGAUUUUCGUCUGAAAUGAAUACUGUUGUCAGCGAGUUUGAGCUAGUUUGUGACAGCGAUUGGAUUACGUCUUUCACAACCACAAUACAAAUGGCGGGUCUUUUAGUCAGUUCCCCAAUUGCUGGACAAAUGGCGGACUCCAUUGGAAGAAAACCAACCUUUUUUCUCUCCAUUUUCGCUUUAACUGUCUGCAACGUAGGUGCAGGGUUCUCCGUGUCCUGGGAAAUGUUUACGGUUUUCAGAUUUUUGAUAGGGUUCGGUUGUGGAAUGUAUCUGACAACUUUCUACAGUUUUACAACCGAAUUUGUACCCAUGAGAUGGCGCUCUAUGAUUUCCGCUAUUCCUGCAUGGGCGACGUUUGCCGCCUUUUAUGGACUAUUUUCCUGGUGGCUGCAUGACUGGGCGUACCUUCACUUCGCCACAGCUAUCGUCACAGCACCAUUUCUCCUUGGAAUUUUCAUAAUUCCAGAAAGUUUCCGAUGGUCUAUGGCUAACAAUAAGUUUACAGAAGCAGAGAAUGCCAUUAAACGUAUAGCUACCAUAAACAACCGAGAACCUCCAAAGGCCUGUAUAAAAAGACUUUAUGACAUUACUGAAGAAGAAAAAGGUCAAAAGAAACACAAGAACCACACAGUGAUUGACAUCUUUAAAAACAGGAGGCUUCUGAAGAACUCUUUUCUAUUAUGGACAAGUUGGGUGGCCUGUGGAUAUGCUUACUACGCCAUUUCUUUCGGAGUGGAGCAGCUCUCGGGAAGUCUCUACCUCAACAUGUUUCUUCUCAGUGCCGUGGAGAUUCCCGCCACUUUAAUCACGUGGUUCUUAAACAAUUGUAUUGGAAGACGGUGGACUUGCUUCCUGUUUUUCAUAAUUGCAGCAGUAGGCGGGGCUACCGUCGGGACAGUGCAAAUUAUAGAUCCACCGCAGUCCGGAGAGAUUAUUAAUAUCGCCGCCCUCAUUUCUAAAAUGGGCGUGUCCGCCGGAUGGGCGGCACUUAUUAUCUUCACCACGGAGAGUUACCCCACAGUAGUUAGAAAUAUUGGGUAUGGUAUGGCAAAUUCAUCCGCCAGGAUUGGUGCAAUGGUCGCCCCUCAAAUAGUCCACAUUAGUAAAACUAUUCCUGGUGUGAUGUACUAUAUAUGUGGCGGAUGCAUGCUGAUUUCAGCGGUGUUCUGUGUCUUACUUCCGGAGACGAAAGGAAAAGCAUUAGAGAACUUAAUUCCCGAAAAGACCAAAAAGAUGGAACAUAAAAAUCAAAAGGAAAACGUAACAAUCCUAGCAUACGAAUUAAAAGAGAAAGAGAAAUAUUAAAAUAAUCGUCAUUUCAUUUCUUAUUUGAAAUGCCUCCAUCUGUACAAAUAGAAAUUAUUUAUAGAAUUGUAAAAAAAAAAUGCUUUGUUUAAUGUUCAUGUUUAUGUGUUGAAAAAGGUUAUACUGACUGAAUGAUAAGUUGAUGCCUAUAUUCUUUUUCAUAUUUUUUUUCUUGUUUUUUUUUUAACAAAGGACACUCAGAGACUGUCCUAUAAUGCAUUACAGAAAAUUAAUAUAAAGUGAGUUUUAACUGA